Messenger RNA from Penicillium longicatenatum, 3468 nucleotides. RefSeq lists its product as uncharacterized. Gene Ontology annotation, cellular component: membrane. The transcript is spliced from 10 exons. Lineage: Eukaryota; Fungi; Ascomycota; Eurotiomycetes; Eurotiales; Aspergillaceae. The record is from RefSeq and is a predicted model, not a curated record. Bases 1 to 3468 code for a protein of 1155 amino acids. Gene Ontology annotation, biological process: metal ion transport; transmembrane transport. Gene Ontology annotation, molecular function: metal ion transmembrane transporter activity.
AUGCCGCCAUCGUCCGGGCCGGGACGCCCACCGUGGUUCGAGCAUAUUCAAGCCGUGUCGAAGACAAACGUGGACAUCGUUGCCGUGCCACCUAUUGGAGCACAUCAUCAAAGAACAUGGACUGCAGCAGGCUCAAAAACGCCCUGGCUCCGGACCGACUUGAUUCAUCGGAUGCCUAGGGCACGGAUCCUGUUGUACAACCAUGGGCACCUGCAUGAACAUGACACAAUCGACGGUCUAGGUCAACGCUUAUUAAAUCUCCUUAUGGACGAGCGGAAACAUCACAGUGGUCGUCGGCCACUGUUCUUCAUCUCCCAUAGCACAGGAGGCCUCGUGGCGAAGGCGUGUUUGUCUUCGGCUUCACGGGCCGAGCCGAGCCAGGCGAUCCUGACCAGCUGCUAUGGCAUCGCCUUUUUUGCCACGCCACACCAAGGCUCGAGUUAUCUAUUUGCAGAAGAGUACAUGCCUAGUAUCCGUGAUUUGCUACAUCUUGAGCAGGAUAUUCCCGCUUCUCUUAGAGAGCAGUUUCGUCCCCGACAGGAGAAACUCUGGCAUCUCUCUAAUCAGUUCAAGGUAUUGUCGGCUGAUAUGAAAGUUUGGUCUUUUCUGGAGACUAUUGACUCAACUUUGACUAUAUCGGACUCUGAGCUUGGUAGCACCAUGGAGUUUCAUGCUCCUAUUACCUCCAUCCGAUCCGGAUUAUUGGACAUCGAACAUGAAAAGGAGACGCCUAUGGCUACAGACCAUGCCGGAACGGCGACUUUCCAAGGCCAAGAGGCGUUCCGCGAUGCUUUCCUAAUCGAGCUGGCUGAUGCGGUCAAUCUAGCCGUGGAGCUCUCUGGUCAUGAAGACACUCCAUUGAACGUCGAACAGGCAGUCAUGGUGCAGAUCAACGGGUUCUUUGAGGACGCUGCAUUGGGCGUCAGUGAUGAUACUCCUCUAAAGAUGUGGUCAACACACGUAUCUUUAGAGGAGUAUCUUGCUAAGGGCCCAGGCGCAUGCCUCCGAGGACGCUUGAAACGCACUCGACUUCUGGGGCUAGAUGAUUCAUCUCUUAGCAGCUUUGACAGCCGCCGUUCCUUCACACAUCUCCCAGCAGACACGGAGCAUGAGAACCACUCUGAACAUCUUGAAAGUCAGCAGGGAACCCAACAUGCUAAUGCCGAGCCUAGACCUUCGCGACCUCCUAUGCGACAAAGUCGCAGUUUUAUAGCACCCGAAAAUCACUUCUCUCCGGAGAUUCAUAUCACAGAAGCAGGGAGGGAUGGGUAUUUCGAUCGCGAUCGACCUUUGAGCGAGAGUCCUCCGCCACCAAUUGAGCGUAAACGGAAAUCGUCAAUCGCCAAAGCACUGGGUCUUAGCCAACUGCGUGCCCAUAGGCGCAACACAUCUGACGUUAGCUCACAAGGAAGCAGUUCCCGUCCAGCAUCGAGCUCAACCUCGCCGCCUCAAAGCGCAGGGCUUUUAGCGGUUCCUUUUUCCACGCGGGGGCUUAUCAAUCAACAUGGAGAUGCGCCAGAUAUUCCCCGUUCAGUUCCUCGGUUUGAUCGACCCGAGCCCGACACUGAGAAACUACUUUGGAUUCACGUUCCCUAUACUCAUCCGGGAUGGGUAUCGCAAGUAAUUCGGCGAGCUUGUAAAGACCGUCAUGAAGAACAUUUCUUGAGGAAAUUCAUCAAUGACAAGAAUUGGUAUCUCAACCUUAACCGAGCUCGACAUUUGGAACCGCAUGCUCGAUUUGUUCGGCCGCAAUGUAUCCAUGCGCGCCAGAUGGAUGUAUCUCAAAGUCCGAAGGCCGGGGCGUCUGAAGAUCCCCAGCUGGCCCUCUAUGCGCCUUAUCUUCAUUGGGACACAUACCGCAACCUCAUCCAGCGUCGUAAAGUAGUCGAAGAUAGACUGCGACAAGGUCGCUCUCAUCCAGUUCCCCCUCGAAUUGCGAAGUCAAGUCUAGAGGCCCAGCUUAUCUGGCAGUAUCUCGGUUGCGAACCACCCAUCCAUUUCAGACGUACACUCGACCAAUUCGGAUACCCAAAUCUACGAUCAACAGUGGCUCGGGAUGAUGAUCAGAUGCUAUGGAAGCGCACGCGCAGACCGGCUCGUCUGGACGAACAACUUCGGGAGUAUCUCGAUGCCGCGAGCGAUGACCCCGAGGAGUCGGAGCCAGCAGAGUUCAUGGAUGGUAAUGUACUAAUGGUUGAUCAACUAUGGCUCUGGAUUGUAGACCAGAAGACCAUUGUGACCUUUUUCCCCAAUCAAGAAGCUACUACCUCCGAGGGCAAGCUGUUCGAGCAGUCAAAUCUGCACAGUAGCAUCUAUAACGAGUUGAAUGGAGACUUGGCUCGUCGAUUUGAAACAGCCGGCGAUCUUGCGGCUCUGAUCAUGCUGCAUGCUGUGACGGUCCUUCUCGACCGGACCCUCCAUCAUGACCUGCAGGUUCUGAGAAUAUUUGAAGAAUCUAUCAGUAUUCUGACGGAAUCGGUAACCAAAUCCUUCAAGCGCUUCCGUAACCGUGGUUUCGCCAACAGACCCGCUGAUCAUGAUCGAACUGUCGAAGGAAAGUUCAUGACGGCUGCGCAACGCGAUCAGCGAGAUCGCCAAUCGGCACGACGGAAUCGAGACGAUUUAUCUGUUCUCCUGGAACUCCGGGAUAUUGAGGAUGAGCUUGCGACUAUAAUAAAGCUUCUGGAUCAGCAAGAUACUGUUAUAAAAAGCAUGGUGAAGUACUUCGAUCGAGAUGGUUGCGGCAAAAUGUUCCUUGAUGCAGCGCAGCUGAGGAUUGAUGAGUAUCGAUCGCAACUUAGCGAGAUGAAAGAGAAUAGCCACCUGGCUCAGAAAGCGGUGGAAACCUUGCUAGAUCUUAAACAAAAGCAGGCAAACGUUGAUGAGGCCAAGAUGGCGCGCUGGCAGGCAGAAGAGACGCAAAACCAAUCAAGAUCGCUGAUGGUUUUUACCAUCUUCACUGUCAUCUUCCUACCACUGUCUUUCUUUACAUCUCUUUUUGGAAUGAAUGCGCGGGAAUGGAGCGACCAACAGACCAAUCUGCCACUGGGAGAGAUGUUCGCGAUAGCUGGUCCGGCCUCCUUUGCCAUCAUUGCGGUAGCCCUCCUACUCGCUUUUAGCGAAAAGUUACGAGACGCAGUUAACAAGUCCCAAAAAAUAGGAUCUGGUCUAUGGAAAGACUUCAUAUCCAAUCCUAUUAAGAGCUUUUUACACUGGAAUUCAGUCAAGAGCCGAAUGCCUUCGGUUAUGCCUGUCGAGGGUUCAAGGCUACGGAAGCUGUUUGAUCAGUAUCUAGGGUAUGAGAAACAUCGGGUCAAGUUCGACGAGGACUUCUGGAAACGGAGGCAAGAGGACACCAAAUCAAUCUUAGAGAUUGAAUGGAAGAACUACAAACUUGCGAAUCCUGGAAUGGGCCGAGAAGAGUCCGAUUCACUAGGCGAGAAGAUACAACAUAUGGUUCCAGUGUGA